This is a messenger RNA of Esox lucius (northern pike), 3215 nucleotides long. RefSeq names its product kinesin family member 6 (gene kif6). The record is from RefSeq and is a predicted model, not a curated record. Bases 90 to 2423 code for a protein of 777 amino acids. Gene Ontology annotation, molecular function: ATP binding; microtubule binding; microtubule motor activity. The transcript is spliced from 22 exons. Lineage: Eukaryota; Metazoa; Chordata; Actinopteri; Esociformes; Esocidae. Gene Ontology annotation, biological process: mitotic spindle organization; microtubule-based movement.
UACAACAAAUCAAAAAGGGCAACGUUUGUAUACCAAACGACAUCAUCCAACUUUUCGUGCGUUUUGCAGUGAAUUCAAGUUAAAGAGACAUGGUAAAGCAGACCAUACAGAUCUUUGCACGCGUCAAACCCACAAAGACUACGACAUCGGUUUACUGUGUGGACAAUGAGCAGGCGACAGGGUCCUUACUUGAGUUCAUGGUACCCAGGGACCUGGCUGACGGCUUCGUAAACAAUAAGAAGGAGAGCUACAAGUUCAGGUUCCAACAGGUUUUUGAUCAAACAGUCAAGCAGGAGGACAUAUUUGCGGCCAUUGCCAAACCAGUGGCAGACAGUGUGUUGUUGGGUUACAAUGGUACCAUCUUUGCCUAUGGCCAGACGGGCAGCGGAAAGACGUUCACCAUCACGGGAGGAGCUGAGCGCUACAGUGACCGGGGCAUCAUCCCUCGCAUGCUGUCCUACUUGUACCAGCACUUUAGCCAGGACAGCAGUAUGGUGUAUACCACCCACAUCUCUUACCUGGAGAUCUACAAUGAGGUGGGCUAUGACCUGCUUGAUCCCCAACAUGAGGCCUCUCGCCUGGAGGACCUACCGAAAGUGACCAUCAUGGAAGACCCAGACCAGAACAUACACCUAAAAAACCUUUCACUCCAUCAGUCAUCCAAUGAGGAGGAGGCUCUCAACCUGCUCUUCUUAGGAGACACCAAUCGUAUGAUUGCAGAGACUCCUAUGAAUCAGGCAUCCACGCGCUCCCACUGCAUAUUCACUGUGCACGUGUGUGGGCGAGAUCCGGGCUCAGCCAUAGUGAGGCGAUCCAAGCUUCACCUGGUAGACCUUGCCGGCUCAGAGCGUGUGGGCAAGACGGGGGUAGGUGGGCAGCUGCUCACGGAGGCCAAGUACAUCAACCUGUCGCUCCACUACCUUGAGCAGGUCAUCCUUGCUCUCUCAGAGAAAAAACGCACGCAUAUUCCUUACCGGAAUUCUAUGAUGACUUCUGUGCUGCGGGACAGUCUGGGAGGGAACUGCAUGACCACCAUGAUCGCCACUGUGUCUGUGGACAGGAGAAACGUGGAUGAAUCCAUCUCAACAUGUCGCUUUGCCCAGCGUGUCGCACUGAUCAGAAAUGAAGCUCUACUGAAUGAAGAGCUGGAUCCUGCACUGGUGAUUGUGCGUCUGAAGAGGGAGAUCCAAUCCCUAAAGGAAGAGCUCUCUAUGGUGACCGGGGUGCAGAGAGGAGACCAGCUAUCUCAAGAGGAGAUUCACAGUUUGGAGGAGCUAGUGAAAGUCUUUCUGGAUGAUGCUGAUCCUGAGGUCACGCUGGCAUUGGGACCUGACAUGAGAAAGAUCCAUUACUGUUUCUCUCUGCUUAAGGUAAUGAUACGGGAGAAGUUGUUUAUUGGAGAAAGGUUGGGUGACCACCGAGGUCCCUCUCCACCUGUGGGUGUGCUAGACCAACAGGACAGCCCCCAGCUCCUGUCUGCAGAACUGAAGAAACUGAGGGAAAUGUUGACUCAGCGUGAUAACGAAAUAAGUAUCCUGGUGUGCAUGCUGAAAAAGGAAAAGAUGAAGGCCCAGGACAUUGCUGUUCAACUAGCCAACAUCUCCAGUGGUCACCUGGCCCCACAGAGGUCUCUGAAGUUGUCUACAUCAUCACUCACAGAGGGCACAGGAGAGGUCAAUGCAGUUGAUGACCUUGGUGCAUUGCCUAGUCUUUAUGGGAAAAAAGGUACCGCACUGUCAUUGGGCAAGCAGGAGGCAUUUGAAAUCUUCAGGAGGGAUCACAAGAACCAGAUUACCAUUGAGGACAACAAGGCCCUGCUUAAACAGAGGUUUGCUGAGGCUAAAGCGUAUGGUGAACAGGUGAACAAAGCCAGAAAUAGAGUCAAUGAACUGAAGAAGCAGUUGGAGUUACGUCGGAUGCAGAGAGCCGCUUAUGGUGUUGCUGGCAGACCAAUAGAGAAAGAGGAGGUGGACCAUGUGGAAGAAAACAUCUGCAGACAGCUGGAGGAAGAAAAGAAGAGUUACAAGACCACCUUUGGUUGUCUGAAAACAUUAAAGACAGAAAUUGAGCACCUGCAGCUGCUGCUGGAGAGGUCAAAGGUGAAACUCCAGAGAGACUUUCAGGAUUGGUGGGAACAGGAGACUGCCAGAAUACAGGUCCCAAAAUCAAAAGACCGCGUUAGACAAAGUCGAAGUCCAAGCCUUGUGCUUACCGGAGAACCUGUUCUGACCGUUAAUGUGCAAGAUUUUCCAGCACGUGAAGGCUUGACUCAGUCUGCUCAAAACCUUAAGGCCCUGACCUCGACUGAGCUCUCAAAGUCCUCCAUCCCACUGACUGGAGACCAGCAAACAGAUACAGAUAUCCUGGCCUUCAUUAGAGCCAGACACAACCUACUAAACAGGACAGGGCCACCUCAGCCAUGACCUAAAUACUUGUCGUUGCUGCAUCCAAAGCAAGUGGGGAAGUGAAGUGCCACCUGGAAACCUCUGAAUGUGUUAAUAGAUCUAUCCACUUAGUCACAUAUACAUACAGUAUACACACACACAGACCUACCAACCCACUCUCUAUGUAUGCUUGCAUUCUCUGUCUCUAAAACACACACAUACACUGACUUGCUCUUGCUGUCUCACACUCUUUAACCCACUCUCUCACCACCUGACCUACCCUCAUACAUGCAUGCAAUCACACUAAGCUGAUAGAUAUAGUGCAAGAGUGAUGUGACAAUAGCAGUGUAAAUCACAGCCAAUGCCACCUUGUUUGGUCUGAACAAAUAUUUUCCCAAGAUAUCAGAGAGGCUAACCUUUCUGGGUAUUUACAGCAUCCCAGCUGCUCUAAACAACCUGGAUGAUAAUAAGUCCCAAAUGGCACCAUAUACCUCAUUUCUUUCCCACUACCUUUGACCAGGGUCUUGUCUAGAGUAGUACAUUUAGGAAGUAGAAUGCAAUUUGAGAUGCGCAAUGCGUAUAAAAAGAGGGAAUUAAUCCUGUUUUUAGGAUUUUAAUUAAUCCUGAGUAUUAUAAAACAUGUAUUUUGACACUUCAUUGGCCAUUGAUUUCUGACUAUGUAUUGGCUUAUUGUAAAUCUGUCAGAUAGAUAGUGAUAUAAAUCCAUAGAACAGUUAAGUUAUUUUUUUUCAAAAACUGUCUAUGCAAACAAAUACUAUGUAAAUGCUUUUUUUUUUUACUUUACUUUGACAGUGUUAGAAAUCAGCGGCU